Sphaeramia orbicularis (orbiculate cardinalfish) is the source of this 2521-nucleotide messenger RNA. Its product is annotated as meprin A subunit beta-like. Gene Ontology annotation, molecular function: zinc ion binding; metalloendopeptidase activity; protein binding. Gene Ontology annotation, biological process: proteolysis. Lineage: Eukaryota; Metazoa; Chordata; Actinopteri; Kurtiformes; Apogonidae. Gene Ontology annotation, cellular component: membrane. The record is from RefSeq and is a predicted model, not a curated record.
GUUAUAAAAAGGAUGUGACAGAAGAAAGGAAGUGGCAGAUUCAUCUGAACCCGUGUGUCUGUGGCUGCAGCCAUGACACAACCGUGGAUUAUUCUGCUUUUUGGCCUGGGGUUGAUGGCAGCAAAGCUGACGGGUGAAACCGACACUGAUGUUGAUGAGGGCCACGACUGGGACAUCACUGACAUCAAUGAAGCGGCUGGCCUGGACCUUUUUGAGGGAGACAUUGAAGAGGGUGUGUUGAGAAACACUAGAAUAGGAGACGAAUAUCGCUGGCCUAAAAGCGUCCCCUACUACCUGGAGGACAGCCUGGAAAUGAACGCAAAGGGAGUGAUCCUGAAGGCAUUUGAGCAGUACAGACUUAAGACUUGCAUUGACUUCACACCGUGGAAAGGAGAGGGGAACUACAUCUCUGUGUACAAAGGCCCGGGAUGCUCUUCUAUGGUUGGCAACCAGCGUUGGGGGUCUCAGAGACUCUCUAUUGGUGAAGACUGUGAUUCAUUAGGAACUGUUGAGCAUGAGUUCCUACAUGCUCUUGGUUUCUGGCACGAACAGUCCAGAUCUGACCGUGACGACUAUGUUGACAUCAUAAAGAGUAACAUUAAACCUAAAUAUGAGAAUAACUUCAAAGAACAUAAUGACACUGAGUCCAGUGCUCUGGGCGUUCCCUAUGAUUACAUGUCUGUGAUGCACUAUGGUAAAAUGUACUUCAGCACUGGGGCUGGUCCCACCAUCGUCACCAAGAAUCCCCACUUCUCUGAUGUGAUUGGUCAGAGGAUAGGGUUCAGCGCCAGUGAUCUUACUAAACUCAACCGCCUCUACAACUGCACCACAUCUGUGACUUUUGUGGACAGCUGUGACUUUGAGGAUGAAACCAUCUGUGGGAUGAUCCAGGGUCCUGGAAACACAAAGUGGGAACGACAUAAUUCUGUUAGAGGAGGGCCCCAGACUGACUUCACCAACAUGGAAAAAUGCAAAGGGAGUGGUUACUUCAUGCACUUCAGCACUGCCUCCGCUAACCCCGGAGACCGUGCAUCUCUGCAGAGUCGAAUGCUUUACCCCAAACCUGGAGCCCAGUGUCUGCAGUUCUUCCUGUUCAACACAGGGGCGGCUGAUGACGUUCUCAAUGUCUGGGUGAAAGAGUAUGAUGAGACCAACCCCAGUGGUGAACUCCAAUUGUACAAGAGUAUUUCAGUCUUUACAGGAGGCGACACAGGCGUCUGGAAUCUGCAUCAGGUUAAUAUUUAUGUGGCAAAGAAGGCUCGUGUGAUUUUUGAGGGGGUAAGAGGGAAACAGCCAUCAUCAGGGGGGUUCUCUUUGGAUGACAUCAACCUGUCAUCCACCAAGUGUCCUCACCACAUCUGGCCUGUCCAAAUCACCAAGAGUCAACUGGGAGAAGCCAUGUUCAGCCCUCGCUUUCUGUCUCCGACAGGUUACACCUUCCAGAUCCAACUGUACCCAAAUGCACAGACUGAUCCACCUGGGUACAUGGCUGUCUUCAUUCACUUGACCUCUGGACCCAACGACAGGAACCUCCAGUGGCCGUGUCCUUGGCACCAGGUGACCAUGGUUCUGAUAGACCAGCAGUCUGACAUCAGAGAGCAAAUGAACAUGCACCUUAUGCUCACCACAGACCCCAAAAAGAUGUCAUCUGAUGGUACUAAAUUCUUCUGGGAUAAUCCUCGCAAGGUUGGCUCCAGAGUGACCGCCCCUGAUGGCAGCUCCUUCUACCGUGGUCCAGGUCAGGCAUUAUUCAUUGAGCGGGCCCGCCUGAAGGGCAGAAACUUCAUUAAAGGGGACGAUGCCUUCUUCCUUUUCAGUGUGGAAGAUAUUUCUCAUCUCCUGCUCCCUCAGCCUCUUCCCCAGUUUGGAGUUCAUGCUGAUGCCAAAGCUGCAGACCAAGAGUUUCCUCCACACGACUCUACUAAAACCCCCACAGUGAUGAUUGUUUUCAUGGUGUCUGUAGGUGUAGCCAUAAUGCUGAUUUCAGUGCUGAUUUCAGGAAACAUGUGGAUGAUGAGGAAGAGGGAGAAGAAUCAACUGGAGAAUGAUGAAGAAUUGAUCAUACAGGACAAACCUAGAUUCAUAAGAGUGUGAGUAAAGAAAAUAAAGUCAGAGCUAAUUCAUAUCAUUACAGUUCAUAUCAACCAUAACUGACUGUCUAAUACAUCUAGACCUGGGGUGCCAAACAUGCGGCCUGCGGGCCAAAACCAGCCCACCAAAAAGUUUAAAUCUGUCCCACAGGAUGAAUUUGCAAAGUGCAUAAAUUACACUGAAUAUAUAAACAGUUAAAGAUAUUGAACUGGUUUUACUUCAAGUUCCACACACAGAUCAAUGUGAGCUCAAGUAAAAUCAUAAUAACCUAUAAAUAGGUUCGUAUGAUUCAUUAUAAAUAAUGAUUCUUGGUUUAAUCUGAAAAAAAAAAUUACACUAUGAAAAUAUUUACAUUUACAAACUAUUCUUUCACAAUAAAUGUGAAUAACCUGAACAAAUAUGAACAACCUGAAAUGUCUAAAGACAAUUA